Molecule: messenger RNA, 1420 nt
Organism: Aphanomyces invadans
Lineage: Eukaryota; Oomycota; Saprolegniomycetes; Saprolegniales; Verrucalvaceae
Exons: 2
Coding region: 23-1384 (453 amino acids)
Biological process (GO): protein O-linked glycosylation
Cellular component (GO): Golgi apparatus
Molecular function (GO): alpha-1,3-mannosyltransferase activity
Source: RefSeq, a predicted model, not a curated record
GAAAAUUGGCCAAUUGCAAGGCAUGGAUGCCCUUGCCGUGCGUCACGAGCGACAUCUGGGCAUGGAGGCUGGGCACCGCAAGCCAUCUCCGCGCCGGUCGCUGCAUUUUCUCCAGGCGCUUUUCAUCCUCUUUGUAGGACUCUGUGCUAUCAUCAGCUAUACCUUCGUGACGUCACGGGUCGAAAAGAUUCGUCCCCGCAUCACGAACAGGACGAACCGCGCCACUCGUGGGUUUGUUGUUCCCAUGUUUGACGCGAUGAUUCCGAUUGGAAUCUCCCUUAUCAAGGAGUUGCGCCGGUACGGGAACAACGACAUCGUUCAAGUGUAUCAUUGUCUCGACGAGAUCUCGCCGCGAUCGAUGCAGCUCCUCUAUCAAUCGGACGAACAAAUCGAGGUGAUUGAUGUGUGUCUCGACUACGUCACGCGGGGCAACUUGACGCUCGAGCAAGCAAAGGACUUCCGCAACUUUUUCAUCAAACCGUUGGCGCUCAUCCACACGCGACUUGACGACGUCAUUUUGUUGGACGCGGACGAUAUUCUGUUUUCAGACCCGGCCGCGCUCUGGACUGUCCCCGCGUAUCGGGAGUAUGGCACGAUCUUCUUUUACGACCGCGAAAUCAACGAAAAUUCGUAUUUGAAUGGCAAGCACCGGUGGACGAACGAAAAAGGCGUCGACGUUGAAGAGAACACGUUGCAGGAGAUGAUGCGCGUGUUCGAAUCCGAGCGGUUCGGCCUUGAGCGCAACAAGCCGUCCGACCAUGUCCGCAACUCGUUGCCGUACAAUAGCCAAGGAGCUCAUGAACAAGACUCGAGCGUCGUUGUCGUCGACAAGCGGGUGCACAAGAAGGCCAUGGACGUCCUGUGGUUCCUCAUCACUGAGUGGCGCUACCGGUACUCGUACUCGUGGGGCGACAAGGAAAACUUUUGGCUCGCAUACGAGUUCAGCCACUCGCCAUACUACUUUUCGCCGCACGGGACGUCGGCUGCAGGCGGGCGCCAAGGCCACGACCCUCAAACGGUCUGCGGGGAUAUCGCACAUUUCUUCCCCUUGGACGGCCGCGACGACAUCCUCCACAUCAAUGGGAAUCGGCUUAUCAACCCAUACAUCAAGACCAACAGCGUCAACGGCUACAACCGAAAGUUCGACGCAGGCAAGCUCACUGAAAUGGUGGCCAACUUGCCGGAGUACUUUGCUGGCUUACGUCGCCGCGGGCCGACCCCCAUCAUGCAGCCUAACGGGAGUUGUCCCCAAGAGUGCAUGUACCAGCGCGGCGUGAUUCGUGUGACGGAAGCACAGCGCCAGUCUAUGGCCCAGCGCAUCUCAGACUCGUUCGAAGUGGCCGCGGCUAUCGACGCAUUUGGUAGCCAAGGACUUGAACAAUGAUGGAAUCGAUAAUAUGAUCUAGCUAUCGGAGUAGAA